AUCGAACUCAGUUGGCGCUGGGGACGGCGAGGAGGAGAACGCAGUGAGAAAGACACUUAAUUUCGACGUCUAGGCGAGAAAGAGACAGACAGGAGGGAGGAGAGGAAGCGAGAGGGAGAGUGUGUACACGUGUGUCGGUGGCGAGGACAAAGCUGCCAUGGAGACGCAGAUCUUCCUGCUGCUGUUACUGAGUCCUGCUGCGUUGGGCCUCAUGGUGGCGCGGUGCCCCGAGGGGUGGGUGUCUCGCGGGGGCACGGACCAGUGUUACCGCGUGCACAGCUACGGCCGCGACAGGACCUUCGAGGACGCCCGCAUCUACUGCCAGGCGCGCGGCGGCGACCUGGCCUACAUCGACUCUGCUGGGCUGAGGGACUGGCUCGGGCAGCUCGUGGCCGCUACGGAUACCGAGGGACAGGCCGCCUACAUGUGGGUGGGCGCCAAGAACGUUGGCGGCGAGUGGAAGUGGGUGGAGACCGACAAACCAGUGGAAAAUGCGAUACUGCCGUGGGACGAGGCAGGGUCAGGGGAGUGUGCCGCCUUUACUUCCGACUCCAAGCUAAUCAUGCAGGAGUGCAGCCAAAUGCUCAAGUUCAUCUGCCACAGAAAUAUCCAAAUUCCAAUGGCUUGUGACUACACCACCGGCUGGGAGGAUGCGUCUGACCGCUGCUACAAGAAAUCGACGCAGAGCAACUCGUGGCAUGACGCCGAGAUAGAAUGCGUCAUCGAAGGAGGCCACUUGGUGAGCGUAGAGAGUGACGCCGAGCAGAUGCUGGCGCACGACCUGGCCCUGGAGGAGCGGGACAAGGUCUGGAUUGGGUACACGGAGGAGAAUCACCCCGGUGAGUUUACCUGGGUGGACGGCUCCGGCAGCAACAAAACCUACUGGCAGGAGGGCCAGCCCGACCUAUCGCUGAACGGCUUCGGCGCAGCAGUGGUGAACAACGACGACCCGAGUGGCUUGUGGAUGGUGGAGAAGAUCACUAAUGAGUUCCACUCCCUGUGUGAGAAGCCCGUGGGGUCGUGUCUGCCGGGGUGGGAGGAGUUCGAGGGGUCGUGUUACUAUUUCAACACGGAGGCCACAGACGCGGUGGGCUGGGAUGUCGCCAAGGACAUCUGUGAGUCUGUGAAAGCAAAGAUGGUUGUGCUGGACACUGACGCCGAGGACACCUUUUUCCGGACACACAUGCCGGAGGAGGACACGCUGUGGAUCGGCCUCUAUAGUAUCCCUGGCGAUGGGCUCUUCUGGACGGACGGCACAACGAUGAGCAGCAAGAACUACACACACAUGACGAGCGAGAACGAGGCCAACGCCAUCAGUAACGAAGCUCAGCAGUGCGUGUACCUGCAGGAAACUCCAGACAACGAUGGCGUCUCCCUGCUCUCCUCGUGGGUGCCCACUGACUGCACCGUGCCGAAACACUACGCAUGUGAGGCAGAGGUGGGGGCCGAGCUCACCCUUGUCCCUCCAAGCAAUGAGCGGUACUGUCUUGAAGGGGAUUGGGUGAAGGUGGAGGAUCACUGUUACUUCUUCAGCACGGAGGAGAAGACGUGGACGUCCGCCGAGGCAGACUGCCAGAAGAGACACCAGACCGCCCACCUCGUCUCCCUCCUCACGUGGGCAGAACUGGACGCUGUGUGCGACCGGCAGCUGGCUAGGGGUUGGAUCGGCCUUAGUGACAGGAACCAGGUGGACGAGUGGAAGUGGACCGACGGUCGAGCUGUGAAAAUCACCAACUGGGAAUCAGGUGAGCCAAACGGGGACGAUGAGAGCUGCGUCGAGAUGUACGUGAACACCUGCACGUGGAACGACGUGCCUUGCUCCGACCUGAAAACAUACGCCUGCAAGAUGCCCGCUGCUGACUCGCCUAUCGGCACUGUCAGCACCACCACCGGGAUACCUGACACGUCAGCGUGCGGCUAUGACUGGACCGAGAACCCAGAGACUGGCGAGUGUUACCGCGUUGAAGUCCAGGAAUUGAGCUUCCUGGACGCCCAGCUCCACUGCAAAGAACUCUACUACUCCGAGGGGCAGUCCCGGCCAGACCUGGUGUCCAUAUACUCUGUGCAGGAACAGAUGUUUGUUUACCAACUGGUGGCGGGUGAGCACCUCAGCCAGAUCGCCGUGUGGAUCGGUAUGGUGAACAACUAUUACUCCAACUACUGGACGGACGGCACACCCAUCGCUUACUACAACUUCCACGACGGCGAGCCCAACAACUACUGGAGCGAGGAGUGCGUGGAGAUGUACUCGUCAAAUGGAAAGUGGAAUGAUUUCUAUUGCGGUGAUCGACUCCCCUUUAUCUGCGAAAAGAAAGGGAGAAAUUAUGUCGGUCCUCAGCCUCCACCUCCUCCCACAACCCGAUGCCCCAGCGGGUGGGAGUACUUCGACAACUUCUGUUACUACUUUUCCAUCGACACGGCUGACUGGUUCACGGCCGAGACCACAUGUACCAGCAUGCUGGGCAGCACCCUGGCCUCCCUCACCAACCAGGACGAGAAUGACUUUGUGACUGAGAGGUUAUCAGGCAUAGGCUGGAUUGGCCUUCGAGAUGACGACAAUGGCGACAACUGGCACUGGGUUGACGGCUCCACGUUUUACUGGGACAACUGGGGCGAAGGGGAGCCCAACAACGCCGCUGGUGGGGAGCACUGUGGGGAGAUUGACAUAAAUGACAACUGGUACUAUGGGGGCCCUGGCAGGUGGAACGACAAUGCCUGCGGAAACCCUAACCACUACGUGUGCAAGACGAGCGUCGUGACAUGCCCGGACUCCUGGGUGUACAAGGACGGCAAGUGUUACUACGUGAGCGACUCGGAGGCAACCAAUAGCGAGGGUCAGAUCAAGUGCGAGCUGGUGAACACGCGCGCCAACCUGGUCAACAUACACUCAGCGGAGGAAAACCAGUUCUUCAUGGAGCAGCUAAAACAUGGCAGUGCCUCUUGCUGGAUUGGGCUGCACUACAACGGGAGCACGUGGCUGUGGGACGACGACAACCAGACCGAGUAUGUAAACUGGAACCCCGGUGAGCCCAACAAUAUUGAGACGGAGACGUGCGCGGAGAUGAUCGACUACCCCGGCGAUGAAUCCCUUGGGAAGUGGAACAACCUGGCCUGCUCGGAGAGUCGGGCUUACGGCUGCGAGGUGUACCCGACUCAUGAAGUCGGCUGUGAGGAGGGCUGGUAUUCCUUUGGGGACUACUGCUACUGGCAUUCUUACCAAGAUUACUACAACAGCCUCGAGCUGACCUACGACCAGGCCCAGCAGUACUGUCAGUCCUUGGGAGCCAAUAUUGCCUCCAUCCACUCGGCCGAAGAAAACGAUUUCCUCUCCAGCUAUGCCUACGCCUCAUUCUACUACUCGUUCAUCGGCCUCUCGGACACCGGGCACACAGAUGUGUUCACGUGGGACGACGGCACAGAGGUCGUCUUCACGAGCAUGGUCGGUUUCUCCUACGCGGAAAAGCAACACUGCGUCUCCUUUGAUUAUUAUGGUACGGAUUGGAAGUUCAUAAACUGUGACGAUGCCUCAGACUUCUUCUGCAAGAAACCACAAGAGGCAACACCAAUCAACCCCGACACGAAUGGCUGUGACAAGGGUGACGCCUACCACGAGACGUCCUGCUACAGCUUCCCCGGCACCUCCGACACGUGGGACAACGCCAAGAGUGACUGCGAGAGCCGCGGCCAACACCUCGUCGUGCUGGCCAAUCAGUACGAGACAGCCUACUUCUCGGCUCUCGUCGGGGAGCUCGGACACAGAGUUUGGCUGGGGAUGACCGCGGGCAUAGCGGCGGACGGCAGUGUUACCUACACCUGGAUCACGGGGGAAGACGUUGGUUACACCUUCUGGGACAGAUACGAGCCAGACUCGUCACACGGGACCUGCGUCUCAGCCUCCGGGGACGAGAGCUUCCCCGGCCUGUGGGCUGUUAGCACCUGCUCCGACUCCUUCCAGUACGCCUGUGAGUAUGAGCGCGUUGGCUACACCACCGCGCCGCCGCCCACCACCAAGCCGCCCUCCUUCUACUGCCGCUACGGGUGGGAGCACAAGGGGGAACGCUGCUACAAGGUGAUGCAGAACGCGUCCACCUGGGGUGACGGGGAGGCCAGGUGUGAGCUCUUCGGGGCGCACCUGGCCAGCGUGGGGAGCGACAUAGAGCAGCAGGUGUUACUGAACUUGCCGGGCAUGGAGGAGGCGGCGAGCCAGUACGGCAACGUGUGGGUGGGCCUCAUGAUGACCUCCCAGGAGACAGGCUACGAGUGGACGGACGGCUCGCCCUCAGACUACUUGAACUGGGCGGAGGGUCAGCCCAAUAGUCACGAGGGACGCGAGGCCUGUGGAUCGGCCGACGCCACGACGCUCAAGCUGUCCGACAGUGUGUGCCUCACCCACCUGCCCUUCAUCUGUGAGGCGCCCAUCGGCGCUAUGCUGACCACCGCCACCGUGCCCACCAAGCCACCGAUCCACAAGUGCUCGGACGACGACACCUGGUACCUCUACAACGGGCACUGCUACAAGUUCAUCUCCACCGUGGACGAGCCGGGCCAGACGUGGUAUGGGGCUCACAAGCUGUGCCGGGAAGAUGGAGGGGAGCUGGCGUCCAUUCUUACCGAGGACGAGAAUUACUGGAUUGAGUCUAUGAUCUACGAACAGGCGGGGUUGGUGAUGUGGACAGGAGGGCGGGCGAAGCUGGGCACGGGCUAUGAGUGGCUGGACGGUGAACCCUUCGUCUACGAUAACUGGGCCUUGGGCGAGCCGAACAACGUGAAUGACCAGGAGGACUGCAUCUGCAUGUACACCAACAACUACGGCUACUGGAACGACCAGAACUGUGGCCACACCUCGGGUCGUAUCUGCAAACGGCCCCAAGGCGUGACCCAUCCGCCGCCCCAGACAACCAAGGCCCCUGACGGUCACUGCCCCGAAGGCUGGAUACACACAGGCACCAAAUGUGUGUACUUCAUCAUGGAUCGGAUGAACUUCACCACGGCAAGACAGGUGUGCCAGAAGUUGAGCAAGGACAACCAGCUGGACCUGGCCAGCAUCCACUCCGCCGGCGAGCAAGCGUACCUGACGGCGGCGAUGGUGACCCUGGACCAACACUUGUGGAUCGGGAUGCGCUACGAGUCUGGCUUCGUGUGGGUGGACCAGACGAGGGUCAGUUACACCAACUGGGGACCCAACGAACCCAACGGCGGCCAGGGCGUGGAGGAGUGCGUCGAGGUGAGCUCCGAGACGGGCAGGUGGAACGACAUCAGCUGCUCCGACGAGUUUGGCGCCAUUUGUAUGAUGACUCAAGACCCCAGCCUGCCUGACCACCACACCCUCAACAACUGCCCGGAGCCGCACUCCGCCUACACGCAAUACAACGGGGCGUGCUACAGGGCCGUCGACACCCCGCAAAAGUGGGAGGAGGCCGAGGGGACCUGUGCCGGGGAGGGCGCCCACCUCGUGUCCAUCGUGACCAUCUCCGAGGACAGCUUCGUUUGGGCGGCGGCGCAGCAGAACGCCUUCGCCGCCGUAUGGACGGGCUUCACCAACAAGGAUGACUUGGAGACCUUCACGUGGUCAGACGGCUGGCCGACGACCUUCACCAACUGGGGCCGUCACGAACCCAACACCAGCCUGUCGAAUUGCGUCGCCUUGGACGUGACCGACGGUGCCUGGUACACCAAGGCCUGUGACGACGCGUACACGUUCAUCUGUAAAUACACGAACGCGACGGUGCCCACCCCCGACCCGCCCGUCACCGGCUACUGUCCCGACGACCGCUGGACGGACCUCAACGGCGGCUACUGUUACCUCUUCUCCAACGACACCACGACCUGGAGCGACGCCAACAGGAUAUGUCUGCAGGAGAUAUCAAACCUGGCCUCCAUACAUUCGCAGCAGGAGAUGUGGCUGCUCAAGCAGCGCAUGGAGGUAUACAACGAGCCAGUCUGGAUCGGCCUGGUGGAGGUGGCUGGCGGCGGUGAGGGUUGGAGCGACGGAACGAGCCUGAACUACAUCAACUGGCAGACCGGGGAACCCAACAGCGGGGGGGAGCAGUGCACGGAGGUCGUCCCUCACACCGGCAAGUGGAACGACGCCGAAUGCGACGCCAAACGCUACUACCUGUGCAAGACCAAGAAGAUCCAGGAAGACAAACCUACAACUCCCGUGGUGCCGACAACAACAGUCAAGCCAAUCGGCGGUGGAA
Eriocheir sinensis (Chinese mitten crab) is the source of this 6200-nucleotide messenger RNA. Its product is annotated as macrophage mannose receptor 1-like. Lineage: Eukaryota; Metazoa; Arthropoda; Malacostraca; Decapoda; Varunidae. Gene Ontology annotation, molecular function: signaling receptor activity. The record is from RefSeq and is a predicted model, not a curated record.